GAUAGUUAACACACACACAUCAACUCUCCUCUUCCCUCGCAUAUCACCCCCUUUCCAUUGUCGAUCGCGUGCUAUCUCUUCUAAACAUCCCAAAUCCAUACAAACGCUAAUAAUGAAAUUCACCACUGCCACACUUGGCCUUGUCGCUACGCUGGCCACUUUCUCUUCGGCGAAUGCCGCACUUUCGUCCUGCUCCAAGAACAUUGCGCUCCAGCUGACCAAUAUCUACGAGAAUGGCGAUACUGACUUCCACUACGACUACUGCGAGAACCUCAAUGAUGGUCGCGGCUACACUGCUGGUAUUGCUGGCUUCUGCUCUGGCACCUCGGAUGCCUGGGUCGUGAUCCAGCAGUACCACAAGCUGACCGGCGGUAAGGACGAAUUCAGCAAGUACGACGAGGUUAUGAAGGAGCUGGACAAGACAAACAGUGGCUCGGUCGCUGGCUUGGACGGCUACUGCUCGGUGUGGGAGAAGCUGGGCAAGUCUGAUGCCAAGUUCCGCUGUGCACAGAACUCUAUCCGUGAUAGCAUGUACCUCAACCCGUCGCAGGUGAUUGCUGACAAGCUGGGCGCCAAGCUCGACGUGACCCGCGCUCAGCUGUACGACACGAUCAUUCAGCAUGGCGAAGGUACUGACCCUGACUCAAUUGAUGCUCUCAUCGAGAGGACCAGUGCGUCGUUCAAGGCUAACGCCUGGGGCUUUUCGGGCAGCCUGCUCAAGAUCAACGGCCACCAUGUUGACGAAAUCGUCUGGCUGAAGAAGUUCCUGGAGGUGCGCAUGGACGAUCUGAUGAACCCGUACAACAAGGAGACGCAGGAGGAGUGGUCGGAGAGUGUCUCUCGUGUCAAGUCGUACCAGUAUGUUGUGGCCAAGAGGCAGUACAGGUGGGGCAAGUCGAUCAAGGCCCUUGACAACGACGGCGUGGUCACCACUAUUAAGUGUUAGAAGGCGACACAGCAUGAAUAGAUUUAAUGUCCUUAGUACACUACCACGUAUUGCUCUAUACCGUACCAUAAAUCAAUCCAGC
This is a messenger RNA of Linderina pennispora, 1028 nucleotides long. RefSeq names its product chitosanase. The transcript has a single exon. Gene Ontology annotation, biological process: carbohydrate metabolic process. The record is from RefSeq and is a predicted model, not a curated record. Gene Ontology annotation, molecular function: chitosanase activity. Gene Ontology annotation, cellular component: extracellular region. The coding region runs from base 113 to 946 and encodes 277 amino acids. Lineage: Eukaryota; Fungi; Kickxellomycota; Kickxellomycetes; Kickxellales; Kickxellaceae.